This is a messenger RNA of Monascus purpureus, 518 nucleotides long. NCBI's taxonomy places the organism in Eukaryota, Fungi, Ascomycota, Eurotiomycetes, Eurotiales, Aspergillaceae. The record is from the annotation of a GenBank genome assembly.
GCCGUCUGCAUCGCUCCUCUCCUCUGUCCAUCUCCUGUCCCUCAUAGCCCUGUUCAAGAUGGCGGCCGCAAUUAAGGCGAUCAAUGCGAAAAUUCGCUCCAACAAAGUUCUCGACUAUGUCUGCUCAACACAUUUCUGGGGACCGGCUUCGAAUUUCGGCAUUCCCAUCGCUGCCGUUAUGGAUACCCAGAAGGAUCCUGAGAUUAUCUCCGGAAACAUGACGGGCACUCUGGUCCUCUACUCCGCCAUCUUCAUGCGCUACGCCCUCGCCGUUACACCUAAGAACUACCUCCUCUUUGGUUGCCAUGCGGUUAACUUCUCCGCCCAGCUGGUCCAAGGAUACCGGUAUAUGAAUUAUUGGCACUGGGGAGGUCGCGAAGCCAAGCUCGGCGCAGCUGCGAAGGAGGGUCAGAAAGCUGCUGAAGCGGCAGCUUAGAACACAAUCUAAACCUGCUUCUUCUUUUUCCUUUCGUAUGCUUUGUAUUUCGGCAGAAUAUAGAUAAUAACAACUUGGCGAC